GUUAUUGGUAAAAUUGAGUGGCAUGAUUAUCCUCGUUGAGUUACCAUUUCUCAAUCUGAGUUGACCGUCAUGCCAUUUAUCAGGUGAGUGUCGAUUGAAUAAUAAGACUUAAUUCAUUUCAUUAUUAUCUUUAACACUGAAAAUAAAAUUAAAUCGUUGUUACCAACAAUCAUUAUUUUGUGAACGCCCUGAAACCAAAAUUGUCAACAACUCUCACACUUCUGUUUCACUGUGAACGCAUCAACACUGAGCUCUUUCUUAAUGGUCUCCUCUUUUGUUUUUGUUUUUAUCUGUUUAAGUUAACUAACGCAACUAUUAUUGUGCUUUUUUACCUUGAAUCAAACCUUGAUUAAAGUUAUAUCAAAAAAGUUCAUCAUUGUGGCAGCAUUUUAGUUAACUUUUUUAAGUUAACAUACAAACAUCUGUACAUACGCUGCUGGUUUUUUUUGGUUAACAUUGGUCAAAAUAUUACUUAUUUUGUUUUAAAAUAGGAAAACCAAUAUUUGUUUCCCAUAAUGGAUGUGUUAAAAACAAUUGGUCUUGCUAUCUACCAUUGGUUGGAGGCUAUUAUUUUGUUUUUCAUUCCUCGUCAUUUACGAUUCAAGGAUAUCUCGCAAGAAGUAGUUUUAAUCACCGGAGCUGGGAGCGGAAUUGGUAGACUUUUAGCUGUCAAACUUGCUAGUCAAGUAGAUUAUUUAGUUCUCUGGGAUAUUGUUGAGUCUCGUUUACAAGAAACUGGUAAAGAAGUGGAAAGGGCUGGUGGAAAGUGUAAAUUAUAUGUUGUUGAUAUUUCAGAUAGCAAACAAGUCUAUUCAACAGCAGAUCGAGUUAAACGAGAUGUUGGAGCUGUAUCUGUGAUAAUUAACAAUGCUGGUAUCGUUUCUGGUAAAUCAAUUCUUGAACUCAGUGAUGAAGCUAUACUCAAAACAUUUGAAGUUAAUGUUUUUUCCCAUUUCUGGAUCAACAAGGCUUUCCUACCAGAAAUGAUGUCUGCCAAUAAGGGUCAUAUUUUAUCUAUGGCUUCUGUUGCAUCUUUUGUUGGUUCUGAUAAAUUAACUGAUUACUCGUCUUCAAAAGCUGCUGCUUACAUGCUACAAGAAUCGCUGUUUCUUGAACUCAAAACUGCUGGCUAUGAUGGCAUUAAAAUAACCACCGUAUGCCCUUACUUCAUUGACACUGGAAUGUUCCAGGGUGCUUACGAUAAAGUGAUCCCUAUGUUGAAACCAGAUUACACUGCUGACAAAAUAAUUGAAGCUUUACGAACUGACCAGUAUCUUUUGAUCCUACCAAGGCUAUUUUAUUUCAUGAGUGCUAUAAAAACAAUGAUUCCUGCAAAGAGUGGCUUUUAUCUCUACAGUUUACUUGGUGGACUAGAAAUGAUGAAAGGCUUUGCUGGACGUAAUAAUAAUAUUGAGAACGCUAAAGUGAAGAGCAAUUAAACAACAAUCAAUGGCUGUUUAUUUUUUCUGAUUAACUAUAAAAUACAUUUUUCCUUAUCAUCGAAAAAUUUCUUUGAUCUUUGGUCGCAAUUUGAAAUCCUUUGUAUAUUCCUCUUGUAAUCUUUCCUCAUUCAACCACUUCAUAUCGUUAUUAAAAUUUAAUUAAUAAUAA
Molecule: messenger RNA, 1611 nt
Organism: Tetranychus urticae (two-spotted spider mite)
Lineage: Eukaryota; Metazoa; Arthropoda; Arachnida; Trombidiformes; Tetranychidae
Product: short-chain dehydrogenase/reductase family 16C member 6
Cellular component (GO): lipid droplet
Molecular function (GO): oxidoreductase activity, acting on the CH-OH group of donors, NAD or NADP as acceptor
Source: RefSeq, a predicted model, not a curated record